AUGCCCUUUGCCGGAUCAACGAUUUACGUUGACUGCCGCAUCUCCAGAUACGACCAAAGUCGGUCGCUUGUCGUUGUGGCGUUGGAGCUGGUUUUCCCAUCGCGACGGCAAAAUCGUUGCCCGCCUGAAAAUCCGAGGUCCGAAGGUUGGGCUUCCUCUCCCGCAGUCUCCGCCAUGCCCAGUUGGAAGGUCUGGCCGUCUCCGCCGCACGGCGCUCGCACUGUCUGGCUGGAACUCGUCGUGCGCGACCUGCGCGGGCUGCCGCUGUACGGCGUGCAAGAUGUAAGGGGAAGCCGUGCGGAUGUGCUGGUGCAAUGGGUCGGCAGCGGGGGGAAAUCGGGCAUCUUCCGGCGGGGGAAGAUAGAGAGGAGCUGCACCGCCCGGCAGCCCGUCUCGUUCGACGGCGCUGUCAACUGGCGGGAAGGAUUCCACCACCAGUGCAAGCUCAAGAUGGCCGACUCGCAGAGAUUCAGAAGCUGGAUCGUUGAUCUGGAGAUUCACGUAAGUUCGCCGCGUCCCCCUUCGACAUCUUCAGGAUCGUCUUCUAAGAUUGGUUUGGAAUUACCGUACCAGGUUUUUGGUUCGAUAUCAAAUGAUUAUACUUCGUUCCUCGCGAAGACUCGCCUGGAUAUCUCCAAAUUCGCAUCCGAUGAUCAGGAGAGAACUGUCGGAAUCCCCGUCAGGUGCAUAGUCAGAGGAUUCAUGGCAGAGGCUUUGCUGACGGUGAGCUUCUGAUCAUCUCAAGGCCCACAAUUUUCCUCUCUCGGCGGAAAUUUUCAUCUCCGUGGUCGUUUAUCGCAGGUCACGCUGAGAAUUUCCACCCGCCAAGCCAAGGGAAGCAUCCUCCCCGCGAUCACCAGGGGCUUGAGUCUGCGCGCUUCCUCCAGCAGGGCAUUUCCGCAUACAGAUAGCGGCGAUUCCAGACCGUCCCUAGGGAGAAUUAUGUCGUGGAAUGGAGCGAUGGGCAGAAUCCUGCCCGAGAAGGCGACCAGGGGCGCUGGCGCCACCGAGGUCAAGGGCGACCGACGGGUUCAAUCCAGGGUCGUUCCCUCCUCCUCAAUCCCCUCGCAACCUCCGGAUGAGGAGAAAGAUGGCCUUCUCAUGGUCGGCUGGUGGGAGGAGAAGACCGUGACGAGCAGGGACGGUCUGCUGGAGCUCUCCACCGAGAUAUUCUUCGCCUCCAUCGACCAGCGCAGCGAGAAGGCCGCCGGAGAGAGCGCCUGCUCCGUUCUCGCCGCAGUUUUCGCCGACUGGCUACACAGAAACCCCGGGGACCUCCCCCUCCGCUGCCAGUUCGACGAGUUGGUGCGGGAGGGAUCGUCGGAGUGGCGCAGCCUCUGCGCUGACGCCGGCCACGCCGCGCGAUUCUCCGACCGCCACUUCGACCUCGACACGGUCCUCACCGCCAGGCUCCGGCCGCUGACCGUCCUCACCGAGAAAUCCUACGUGGGCUUCUUCGCCAUGCCCGACGAGGGGACCGAGCUCAUCCAGGGAGCCAUGUCCUUCGACCAGAUGUGGGACGAAGUCGUCGGCGCAGAAGCGGGGGAAGAUCGGGUCUACAUCGCCGGCUGGAACGACCAUUUCUUUGUCCUCAAGGUGGAGAAGGAGACCAUCUACCUCAUCGACACCCUGGGGGAGAGGCUCUUCGAGGGCUGCAACCAGGCCUACAUCCUCAAAUUCGAUAGAGAGAGCAGAGUCUUUUCCAAAGAUCUGGCGGCGGACGGCGGAGGAGGCGGCGCCGCCGUCAGACACUUGGUCUGUCGUGGGCUGGGCUCCUGCAAGGAGUUCAUCAAGGGCUUCCUCGCCGCUGUGCCCCUGAGGGAGCUUCAGGAAGAGAUGGAGAGAGGCUUGACCCGGGAAGACCGCCACCAUCGCCUUCUGCAGAUCGAGUUUCACUACACAUCCCCUCUGUGA
Messenger RNA from Spirodela intermedia, 1914 nucleotides. NCBI's taxonomy places the organism in Eukaryota, Viridiplantae, Streptophyta, Magnoliopsida, Alismatales, Araceae. The record is from the annotation of a GenBank genome assembly.